Molecule: messenger RNA, 1947 nt
Organism: Lolium perenne
Lineage: Eukaryota; Viridiplantae; Streptophyta; Magnoliopsida; Poales; Poaceae
Product: beta-1,2-xylosyltransferease XAX1
Biological process (GO): plant-type cell wall organization
Cellular component (GO): Golgi membrane
Molecular function (GO): UDP-xylosyltransferase activity
Source: RefSeq, a predicted model, not a curated record
CCGAGUCCACCGCAACCCCACAACACACUCUCUCUCUCUGUUCUGCUUUGACCCCCGCAUUUGCUCCCUAGCUCUGAGAUGUCGUCGACGGCGUACUCGCGGCCGUCGAAGCUCCCGGGCGGGGCCGGCGAGCGGAGGCUGCCGCCGCGGCUCAUGAGGAGCUUCACCGGCAAGAUCGAGCCCAAGAAGCUCGGCCUCGGCCUCCUCGCCGGCGGAUGCCUCGCGCUCCUCACCUACGUCUCCCUCGCCAAGCUCUUCGCCAUCUACUCGCCUGUGUUCGCUAGCACGGCCAACGCGUCAGGCCUGCUGCAGAACGCGCCGCCGGGCUCGUCAUCCGCUCCGCAGAAGGAGGCCGUUCCGCCGCUGGAAGACACAACAUUUGCUGGCCGCAAGAACGACGACCCCGCGGAUCCCGUCGAUUUCCCGGAGGAGGGCCCGGCGGUCGCGGUCACCGAGGAGCCCGGCUUGCCGGAGGCGCUAGUCUCGAAAAAGGAGAAGGAGGCGCCGCUGCCCUCCGAGCGUAAUCCAUCUGAGAAGGAUCAGGACAAGAGCAUUGGGGAUGCCAAGAUGGCGUGCGACGAGAACGGCGUCGACGAGGGCUUCCCGUACGCGCGGCCGGCGGUGUGCGAGCUGUCCGGCGACAUCCGCGUCAGCCCCAAGCAGAAGACCAUGUAUCUCGUGAACCCGUCCGGCGCCGCCGCCGGCUUCGACGAGAAGGGCGAGAAGAAGGUCCGCCCGUACGCCCGCAACGACGACUUCCUCCUCCCGGCCGUCGUGGAGGUCACCGUCAAGUCCCUCCCGUCCGCGGAGGCCGCGCCGCAGUGCACGAAGCGGCACCCCGUGCCCGCCGUGGUGUUCUCCGUCGCCGGAUACACGGACAACUUCUUCCAUGACAACACGGACGUGAUGAUCCCGCUCUUCCUCACGGCGGGCCACCUCAAGGGCGAGGUGCAGCUGCUCAUCACCAACUACAAGCCGUGGUGGGUGCAGAAGUACACGCCGCUCCUCAGCAAGCUCUCCAACUACCCCGUCAUCAACUUCGACGAGGACGCCGGCGUGCACUGCUUCACGCAGGGGUUCCUCGGCAUGUACCGCGACCGCGACCUCAUCCUCUCCCCGCACCCGACCCGCAACCCGCGCAACGUCACCAUGCUCGACUACAACCGCUUUGUGCGCGCCGCAUACGGGCUGCGCCGCGAGCAGCCCGCCGUGCUCGGGGAGGAGCCCGGGAUGCGGCCGCAGAUGCUCAUCAUCUCCCGCAGCGGCACGCGCAAGCUGCUCAACCUGGACGAGGUGGCCGCGGCCGCAACAGCCCUCGGGUUCAACGUGACGGUGGCCGAGGCCGGCGCGGACGUGCCGGCGUUCGCCGCGCUGGUGAACUCCGCGGACGUCCUCCUGGCGGUCCAUGGUGCUGGCCUCACCAACCAGAUCUUCCUGCCAACCAACGCCGUCGUGCUGCAGAUCGUGCCUUGGGGGAACAUGAACUGGCAGGCCACCAACUUCUACGGCCAGCCGGCGCGGGACAUGCAGCUCCGGUACCUCGAGUACUUCGUCGACGAGGAGGAGACCAGCCUCAAGGACAAGUACCCCAGGGACCACGUCGUCUUCAAGGACCCCAAGGCGCUCCACACUCAGGGCUGGCAGGUGCUCGCCGAGACUAUCAUGAAGCAGGAUGUCAAGGUCAACCUCACCAGGUUCCAGCCGUUCCUGCUGCAGACCAUCGACAAGCUACAAGAGUAACAGCCCCCAUGAUGCUGUCCUAACACAAGGCGGGCUUAAAGCAUUGACAUUCUUUUUGUACACCUAUGAGUUAUUUUCCUAUCAUGAAUGUGCCUUGGAAUGGCACUCCAGAUAGUGUAUUUGUUCAAAUGUCACAGAGUAUGUGUUGCUGUUUAUACAAAAGAUUGUCCGCACAUCUGAAAUCCAAAGAGUUUCUUGUUGCCUACG